ACCCUGCUACCCGGGUUAGCGCUAACGUUAGCAUCGUGACGCUUCUGCUAAUGAAAUCCAUGAUAAUGUCGACUCUUUCUAUUAAUGAAUGAAUCCAAAUGAAGCCUGACGCUUAAUAGUAUUGAGCAUUGUGCCAGCGUGAGGUUUAAGCAAGCAUUUGGCUAGUUUUUGUGUUUAUGACACGUAGCUAGUGAUGACUAGUUAGUUGCUAGUUUGGCUAACGAUGUUUGCAGAGCUCAACAGCAUCUUGAACGUCAGCCCGGAGCACUUCAGCAGAGGAGAGUUUGUGCUGCUGUCUGACAGGCAGAGUGAUGCCUCUUUCCUUAUUCAUCACUUCCUUGGAUUCUACCUCAGAGCGGGCUGUCAAGUGUGCUUCGUGGCCCUGGCGCAGUCGUUGAGUCACUACAGUGCGGUUAGCCAAAGACUGGGUGUGAGUCUGUCUCAGGCAAAGGAGAAAGGUCAGCUGGUGUUCCUUGAAGGCCUCAAUGAAUCCUUGUCCAUCCUCAAUCCGCAUGAUGCUAGAAAAGGAAGUGAGGCCAUGGAUUUCUUAAGGAAUCCCAGUGCAGGCUUGCAAAGUCUCGUCCAGUUUGUUUCCUCCAGUUUCAGUCAUGCCAGGAGCGCAGUGGAGGGAGCGAACGAUGGGCACGGCCCCCCCGUGCUGCUAGUGGACGACGUGAGCUUGCUGCUAAGUCUCGGUGCCACCGUGGACGCCGUGCUGGACUUCAGCCAUUACUGCCGCGCCGCCGUCUGCUCACGACUGAAGGGCAACGUGGUGAUGCUGCUGCGCUGCGACGGAGAAGACGACGUAGAAAGUGAUGACGGCUCGGAGAGGCUGCUGAGGGGUUUGACUCACCAGUGUAGCCUCGCGCUUCAUGUACGAAGUCUUCCGACGGGAUAUUGCAGGGACAUUCACGGUCAGGUGGAGGUGUUCGACAGGAGGAGACAAGCUGGCAGUCAACAGAAGAAAAAGACUUUUCAGUAUAAAGUCCACGACAGAGGAGCCUCAUUCUUCGCUCCGGGGACAUCCAGCGCUGUUCUCUAGCCACCUCUGCUAAUUUAUACAUUCAAAAUCAUACUUCUUAUUUUCUUAGAUGAUGAUAAAUUUGAGCUUUUUGUUUACUGUAAGGUACAAUUAUGUGUGUACUGAAAAAUUGUAUUAAAAUUUAAAUACAACUGAA
Molecule: messenger RNA, 1178 nt
Organism: Syngnathus acus (greater pipefish)
Lineage: Eukaryota; Metazoa; Chordata; Actinopteri; Syngnathiformes; Syngnathidae
Gene: elp6
Product: elongator acetyltransferase complex subunit 6
Exons: 7
Coding region: 224-1042 (272 amino acids)
Biological process (GO): tRNA wobble uridine modification
Cellular component (GO): elongator holoenzyme complex
Source: RefSeq, a predicted model, not a curated record